AUGGACUUUUGUGGAAAGAAACUAACUGAUGAGGAAAUGAUUCAGAAAACCCUAUCAACCUUUCCCACAUCUUCCAUGAUAAUAGCGAACCAGUAUCGUUUAGAGGUUGACAACAAAAGAAUCACCACAUUCACUAGGUUGAUAAACUUACUUCAAGUGGCCGAAAGGCACAAUGAGAUUCUUGUCAAUAACGAUGCCAGAGCUGUCGGGAAAAAUAAAGUUCCCGAAGCUAACCAUGGAAAGGUCAAUAAGGGAAAGAACCCCAAAGGAAAGAGGGCUCGAAAUUCUAAUUCACAUCCCCAUGAUCCAUACCCACGUGGAGAUAACACCUCUCGUGGGAGAGGACGUAAGGGACAUAAUCGAGGUCGAGGGCGUAAAGGUCACUCUAAUGUUUGGCAUAGAGAAGGAACUUCUGGACAUAGUGGUGGUGAUCCUAAGUUUGAGAAAACACCUAAAAAUCCCACUAACAAAAAGGCCGCAGACGAAAGUACGUCUUGUUUUAGGUGUGGAAUCACCGGACAUUGGUACAAGCAUUGCAAGGCUAAUGCCAAUGUAGCUGCGAGCUACAAAAAGUACCGGGAAACUCUCGAACAAGAGGCUCACUAUAUGGAAGAAAAUGAUGUGACCCCUGACGUCAACCUCACAAUUUCAGACUUCCCGGGCAAUGAGGAAUUUUCCCCAUCCAUGGAUGUGCCUGAUUUUGCUUGGGUCUAA
Molecule: messenger RNA, 714 nt
Organism: Papaver somniferum (opium poppy)
Lineage: Eukaryota; Viridiplantae; Streptophyta; Magnoliopsida; Ranunculales; Papaveraceae
Exons: 1
Coding region: 1-714 (237 amino acids)
Molecular function (GO): zinc ion binding; nucleic acid binding
Source: RefSeq, a predicted model, not a curated record